Setaria italica (foxtail millet) is the source of this 2097-nucleotide messenger RNA. Its product is annotated as E2F transcription factor-like E2FE. The record is from RefSeq and is a predicted model, not a curated record. Gene Ontology annotation, cellular component: RNA polymerase II transcription regulator complex. The transcript is spliced from 9 exons. The coding region runs from base 767 to 2038 and encodes 423 amino acids. Gene Ontology annotation, molecular function: RNA polymerase II cis-regulatory region sequence-specific DNA binding; DNA-binding transcription factor activity, RNA polymerase II-specific. Gene Ontology annotation, biological process: regulation of transcription by RNA polymerase II. NCBI's taxonomy places the organism in Eukaryota, Viridiplantae, Streptophyta, Magnoliopsida, Poales, Poaceae.
UCAUUCAUCGCCAUCGGCAGAACGCCUGCAACGACAGCGCGGUUCUGCGACUACGGAAACAGGCGAGAGCAGGGGAAAUCGCAAGGGAAUUGCCAAUUGGCGGCACGGCUGCUGCACGGGCGCGGGUAACCGAAGCCAAACCACCAACCGUCUCGAACUCACGUGGCGCGCGCCCUGCUGCCUCCGCGCCAUCGCGCCCCUCCCCCACGUGCCGUUCACAUAAACAGAUCUCCUCGAGACGCGCGCCCGCCGCGAUGAGCCGAGAGGAAAAUCGCCCAAACCGCGCAAAAAACCUCCAAAUCCGACGGCCACGGCCCACACUUCCGCGCACGCGCACCGCGUCCAGGCCCCGCUCCCCCUUCGGCUCAGCCGCGCGCGUCAGCCGCUCAAAUUUCAAACCGCGGAAAGGGAGAGAGAGACCCUCACGGCGGCUCACGCUUCCCACGCCCUGCGACUGCGAGCCACGCCGAGCCGAUCUCCCCAAGCGAAACGGCCGGAGCCGCACGGGAGCGGAGCGAGAAAAUUUUGAAACGCGGGCGAGGCCGCCACCGCCGCGCCAAAUCGAGCCCUCCAGAUCCCAUUCGACGGCCGCCGCGGCCCGCGCCUCCCCCGUCGUCUCCUCCCCCCUCCCGCUCCCCGCACAGAUCCGUCCCUAUAAUACUUCCAGGAAUUCCCUUCUCCCGUCCCCGAGACCCGCACCACGCGAGCCCAUAUCCUGCGGAAUCCUCUCGUCGCGGGCACCUCACGCGGAUCGGCGGCGGCGGCUAUGUUGAUGGCGAUGGCGGCGUCCUCCUCUUCCGUCGCCGAGGUGGCCGUGGCCGCUGCUGCAGCGGCGGCGAUGGAGUCCGCUCUGCCACAGCACCAGCAGCAGGAGGCGCGGCCGCGGCCGAUGCUCGCGGGGGGCGGGGCCGCCAAGAGCCGCCACCACGCUUACAGCCGCAAGGAGAAGUCGCUCGGCCUCCUCUGCUCCAACUUCAUGGUUCUGUACGACCGCGACGACGUGGAGUCCAUCGGGCUGGACGAAGCGGCCAAGAGCCUCGGCGUGGAGAGGCGCCGGAUCUACGACAUUGUCAACGUGCUCGAGAGCGUCGGGAUUCUUGUGAGGAAGGCCAAGAAUCGCUACACCUGGAUAGGUUUCGAUGGAGUCCCAAUGGCUUUGCGAGAACUCAAGGAGAGGGCGUUAAGAGAGAAGUCUGGCUUGGCUCCUCUGCAAACUGAGCAGCAAUCUGCUUCCACUAUGUCUGACGACGAAGACGAUGAUAAGUUGGGCAAUCCGGAUGGUGAUAUCGAGAACGAGAAACUGAGUCAGACUAUGGACAAUCCUUCUGAUAAACCUGGUGCACCCCGUUGCCGGCUUAGAUCUGAUCAUAGGAAAGAGAAGUCACUUGGGUUGCUCACACAGAAUUUCGUGAAGCUCUUCCUCACCAUGGAGGUUGACACGAUUUCACUUGAUGAGGCUGCAAAGCUGCUCCUUGGAGAAGGCCAUGAGGAGACCAAUAUGAGAACUAAAGUUCGGAGGCUAUAUGACAUUGCCAAUGUGUUGUCUUCAUUGAAUCUGAUUGAGAAGAUACAGCAAGGGGACACGAGAAAGCCUGCAUUCCGUUGGUUGGGUAGGGCCGCGAAACCAAGCACAGAAAAUAGUGUCACAGUUGCUGUACCCCCACCAGGGAAGAGCGUAUCUAACAAAAGAGCAUUUGGGACUGAUAUCACUAACACUGACAUGCUUAGAAGCAAUUUACAUUCAAAAAUCCAGAAGAAAGCAAAACUGGGAGAGAGGGGUGACAUCUUAAAGAACUGCAAAGUAGCUGUGCAGAGUCGGCUUGGGCAGGGUAAAAACAAUGGUUUUGUUUAUGGUCCUUUCCACCCUGCUGGUGCAAGGAAACAUGAACUUGAUGGUGGCAAUAAACCUGGGCAAAGGGAGAGAGCUGAGGACUGGGAGAGCCUUUCUGUUUCAUUUCGACCACAGUACCAGAACCAAGGUGUGUUCACUUUAAUCUUGUUCCAUUCCUUAGACAAGUUAUUUUUUUUGGCUUCUUAAGUAUAGAAUCUUGUUUCCAUCUAGUUCAUUUGUUUAGUCUAGAAGUAUAUGAGUAGUAG